Molecule: messenger RNA, 2007 nt
Organism: Hibiscus syriacus
Lineage: Eukaryota; Viridiplantae; Streptophyta; Magnoliopsida; Malvales; Malvaceae
Exons: 2
Coding region: 1-2007 (668 amino acids)
Source: RefSeq, a predicted model, not a curated record
AUGGCUGCUGAAUUAGUGAGAUUCUUCACUAAUCUGAUUGGUGUUGAGGAUCCUUAUGUCAAUAGCUGUUCUGUUGAGGUUCUGAAAGACCUGCUAAACUACUCCCUGCCAGAAAGAGCUGCUGAUUUUUUAAUUAGAGAAGUGAGUGAUAUGGAGAUCAAGGAGGCCCUGUUUAAGCAAGGAAAGGACAAGAGCCCAGGUCCUGAUGGGUACACCUCUGGUUUUUACAAGGCUGCCUGGGACAUUGUAGGUGCUGAUUUUUCUUCUGCUGUGAGUCAAUCAGCCUUUGUCAAUGGUAGAAGCAUUAUUGACAACACCUUGCUAGCCCAGGAAAUUGUUAAGGGCUACUCUAGGAAGAGUCUUUCUCCUAGAUGUGCAAUUAAAAUUAAUUUACAGAAGGCUUUUGAUUCUGUUAGUUGGGGCUUCUUGUUGAGUGUUCUUGCUGCUAUGGGGCUCCCUGAUAUUUUUUGUAAUUGGAUUAAGGCUUGCAUUACUACCCCUAUUUUCUCUCUCUCUUUAAAUAGUAGCUUGGUGGGGUAUUUCAGAGGAGCUAGGGGGAUUAGGCAAGGGGAUCCUUUAUCUCCUUACCUAUUUGUUAUUGCCAUGAAUGUUCUGUCCUCUCUCUUAGAUGCUGCUUCCAAAUAUGGUAUUUUUAAGUUUCACCCUAAGUGUAGAAGAAUUUCCCUCACUCAUCUUUGCUUUGCGGAUGAUCUGCUUGUUUUUUGUCAUGGCUCUUUGGAUACUGUGUUGGGAGUCCAAAGCACUCUAGACAUGUUUUAUGAGCUGUCUGGCCUCAAGUUGAAUGCACAGAAGACUGAAUUCUAUGUUUGUGGGUUGAAUGCGUCUGAAUUGGAGCAAAUCAGUUUGGUUACUGGUUUCAGAUUGGGACAGCUUCCUGUGAGGUAUCUUGGGGUGCCUCUGGUGACCCGCAAGCUCUCUGGUAAAGAUUGUGAGGCACUUCUGAUAAAGAUUAAGGAUAAGCUUAGGCACUGGUCUAACAAGAACCUGAGUUAUGGUGGUAGACUCCAAUUGAUUAAAACUGUUCUGUUCAUUAUGUUUAACUAUUGGAGUAGACAGGUGGUAUUGCCUAAGGGAAUUAUUAAGGAUAUUGAACGCCUUUGUAUGCGUUUUUUCUGGAAGGGAAGUGAUUCUUCAGCAAAAGGAGCUCGAGUGAGUUGGAGUCAGAUCUGCUCCUUGAAGUCUGAGGGUGGCUUGGGCCUUAGAAGUCUUGUGGUCUGGAAUAAAACAUGUUGUUUGCUCCUUGUAAGAAACAUAUUGGCUAAUGAAGGUUUACUUUGGAUCGCCUGGAUCAAAGAAUACUGCUUCAAAGCAGUUAGCUACUGGGAUGUAGAGUGCAAAGCCCACUUCAGCUGGAUCCUGAGCAAACUGCUGAGUCUGCGCGAGGAGGCUCACCGAUUAUUCCUUCCUUGUGUGAACUGGAGCCUUAUGAGAGGUAAUUGGAUCUGGGACAAUAUCAGGGAUUGUAGGGUGAAGGUUAACUGGCACAGGCUGAUCUGGUUUCCUGCCCAUAUUCCCAAGUUCUCUCUUAUUUCGUGGAUGGUUAUCCUCGAUAGGUUGCCUACUAAAGAUCGGCUUGUUCGGUUCGGCUUGGCUAUUGAUAAUGUUUGUGGUCUGUGUGCCUCUAGUUCUGAAUCUCGUGAUCACCUUUUUGUUGAAUGUUGUUUUGCAAAGGAAGUUUGGGAUAUUGUUCUAACUUCCUGUGGUGUUUGUUAUACUCUGACCAACUGGGAGGAUCUUUUCAAUUGGCUGAUAGCAAACUUGAAAGGCAAAUCCCUCAGAAUUCGAAUCUUGAGGCUCGCUUGGACUGGUCUGUUGUAUUCGGUCUGGGAAGAGCGUAAUCACAGGCUCUUUAGACGCUCAUCUCGCUCGGUUGAUGCUCUUGUUAAUAGUAUAAAGUUAGCUGUUAGAGUUAAGUUGAGUAGAUAUGGCAAGCCUAGGAUUGAUGAUGUUAACAGGCAGUUAUGUUUGAAUUGGGGUUUGUUUUGA